GUAACGUUCACAGGUAAGGUAAUAACACAUUGGACUAUGUUUUAAUGUUUGUGGACUUGAUACCUUGAUUUUCAGUGCUGGAUUAUGACGAAACAUGACAAAAAGAAAAAUGGCAGAUAGAAAAAUUUUACAGCUGCUGUAUCUGUUAUACGAUUUAUGCAAAGACAGUUUGGAAGAAUUCUUCAUAUACAACUGUUUAGACGAUGAUCCUACAAAUGAAAAAUUAGCAAAAUUUGUGACGGAUCACAAAGUUCAACUUUAUCAUCAUUUGAAAUAUUUCAGUUGUCACAUGUGUUCAGAUUCAAAUAGUCAAAAUAGCUGUGUUCAAGGGAGCAAACAAUUAUUUCAAUCGCUAUUUACAUUUCCUGAGGAAUUUUCAAUGUCUGAAAUUACCAGUGUUGCUUUUAAGAAAAUUUAUUUAGAUGAUUUAGAUAUAUGGACUGUGCAGUAUUUGUUGUUAGCAGACAAUUUAGAGCAUGAACAACAUAAGUGGAUUCGGAUCCUUUAUGAAAAAAGACAAGAAGUGUCUCAUAAUUGCUUUAAGAAUAUAAGUGAUCAACAGUUUAACCGCAUAUGGAUUGACACAAGAGAAAUCAUUUUAAACUUUUUACGAGUAUUAAAAAGCCGGAAGAAUGAAAAGGAAUUUGUCAAACGCUUAUCAAUUUUAAGAAUGGCCUCUCCAGAAUGGUGUGACAUUGAGGUAUAUUGGGAUAUGAUGCAAGAGGAGUUCAGUGUGGAAUCAAGGCUUCAUUCUGAGACAACUGUAUCCGCACCUGGUUUUAAGCAUGAUACUGAAACAGACGAAAACAGAAAUAACAAUACACAGGAAGUAGCAGUUGUCAAUGUACAAACUGAAAAUAUUAUUUUCGGAAAUAAUAACAACGUCAUAAACAGUAUUUCUGAUGACGUUUUUAAACGAAAGAUUCAAGAAGUUAUAGAAAGACAAGAACGUGAAAGUUUAGAGAGAAAUCAGAAUCAUCAAGUUAUGUUGGAGAAGUUUGAACAGUUGCUUGUGAUUGCAAACGUCAAGGAUAUGCCAAUGAUAGACGGUAAAAAGAUCAAGACAGAUGACUCAGAUAAUGGAAUAGAUGAAUGUCAAGGAUUAGCAUCAACUGCAUGUUCGACAAAUGAACAUAAAUAUUACUUUGUUGAAUGGAAAAUUAAAACAGAUGAUAACACAAAUAAAGCAGAGCUGGAGAAAAUAGCAAAAUCUAUAGAGCUAGAGAGAACUUUCGAUGGGAAUAUAACCAUUAAAUUUAUUCGCAUUGGUUCAAUUGUAAUUGGAACGUUGGUUUCGCCCUAUGCUGUUGAAAAAUCAGAUAUGUUUAAUAAAACAGUUCGACGGUUUAUAAAGAUGAUCAUCGAUAAGUGUAAUAUGAACACUAAAGAUGAACGCAUUUUGGAAGUUGAUGUUACUUUCAAGCCAUCGCAAGAAAGUACUGAUAUGUUGAGUAGCAAACAAGAUAUGCAGAGUGAAUCUACUGGCGUCAAGUUCAAAGAAGAGAAAUCCACACAGACCAAUGAUAUGGACGAAACUUUGGGAGACACGGAAAAUUCAUAUGCACAGAUAAAUCCAUUGAUUGCAAAGAGCUCUAGAUCUGUAAUGCCAUUAAAGUUUGAUACAUUUGAAAAUCGAACUACUUAUGAGAAAAUAGAUCUUAACGAAGUUAGGUAUGCGGACUUUCCUCAUGUCAAAAUUGAAGCACUAUCCAACUACACUCAUGUUGUCGACAAUCAACAAGUUGCUUUUAUGAAAAAAGGCCAGGUUUACUACCUGAUUAAACAAGUGGGAGAAUGGUGGGAGAUAACUGAUAUUCCAGGACCAUCGUUCUUUGUGAAGUCUGAAUAUGGUGUAAUGAAUACCCCGAAAUAUGGUGUACCCACUGUUCAGAAACAACGUACCAGAAUUGACUCGCCUUUGUUAUCUAAAGCAGCUAUAAAGCAACCUUUAGAUGCUAACUCACUAUUUAGAGAACACGUAUCUAAAGGCACACAUCAUGAUUACGACACAAUUCCUGACGACAAACUUGAUGUCACAGGCAAACAGAAUCCACUACGGAAAACGGAUGUUGGUAAACAAAAGCUUGAUUAUGAGCAUGAACUUCCAAGGAAAGGAAAUGCCCCAUUAGCCGCACAACAAAAGUUUAUAACAUUCAGACCAAAAAGACCUAUGUCGAAUCCAGAAUCAACAUCAGCUAUUGAGGUUUUUGAACACGUGCAGCAUUAUGAACGUAUAUUACCGAUGAAAUGGAAUGCACUACCAGAGAGGGCCAUAACAUUCAUACCAAAGACACCAAUGUCGUAUCCAGACUCAACACCAGAUACUGAUGCACGACCACAAGAUAAAGAUUGAUUAAAAUGGACGUUGUCAAAUCAUGAUAACUUAUUAAACUAUUGAAGGAAAAACUCUGACAGAUAUUUGUUUUAAUUAAUAUUAAUACAUAUUUGUAAAUAUUUUAAGAGAAUCCUUUGUAGAAUAACCAGAAAAAGUAAAAAUCGGGGAUAAUUUCACAAACAGUAUCAUGAGUAUUGUGAAUUUAAUAUUCAUUUUUAUUGAUAAGAGCAACGUAUAUUGAUUGUUUCACUUCAAAUAUGAAAAUAACGAACGAUACACUUACCAUACAACAAGUGUCGAUGCAUCAUACAUACAUAAAACUUCAAAAGACAUUUAAAGGGCAGCACUCAUAAUUCGUGUUUAUAAUGGUCUGAAAGAUAUUAUAUAAUUAUAUUACUUUAUAAUAAAACUCAGACAAAACAGGA
Mytilus californianus (California mussel) is the source of this 2760-nucleotide messenger RNA. RefSeq lists its product as uncharacterized. The coding region runs from base 95 to 2353 and encodes 752 amino acids. The transcript has 13 exons. Lineage: Eukaryota; Metazoa; Mollusca; Bivalvia; Mytilida; Mytilidae. The record is from RefSeq and is a predicted model, not a curated record.